This is a messenger RNA of Meleagris gallopavo (turkey), 759 nucleotides long. NCBI's taxonomy places the organism in Eukaryota, Metazoa, Chordata, Aves, Galliformes, Phasianidae. The record is from RefSeq and is a predicted model, not a curated record.
UUCUUUUCCCUCCUGCCAUCCCCCACCUUUUGCAGCUCUAUGCUAUUCCGUGGUUUCUUACAAUGUUCACACAUGUCUUUCCUUUGCAUAAAAUUUUUCACUUGUGGGAUACAUUAUUGCUUGGAAAUUCCUCCUUCCCAUUCUGCAUAGGGGUGGCUAUACUUCAACAACUGAGGGAUCGUCUUCUCGCAAAUGGGUUCAACGAAUGCAUUCUCCUUUUCUCAGACUUACCAGAGAUUGACAUUGAGCGUUGUGUUCGUGAGUCAAUCAACCUGUUUCGCUGGACCCCAAAGAGUGCUACGUACAGGCAAUAUGCACAGCCUCCUCGGCAAGCCAGUGAGAGCAAUAGCACAAGAAGUUCAAUGUCCUGCUUUUCUGUAGAUUAUCAGGAAGCACCUAGAGGUGACCUGUCUAGGGAUUCUAUCAAGUUGGAUGACCUGAAGGCAGAGGUGUCACCAAGGAUUUCAGCAGAAGAUCUGAUUGAUCUCUGUGAACUGACAGGACCAAGUCAUUCCAAAACACCUGUAAAGAAAACAAAGUCUAGCAAGCCAAAGUUGCUGGUGGUGGACAUCCGUAACAGUGAAGACUUUAACCGUGGCCACAUCUCUGGCAGCAUCAACAUCCCAUUUGCGUCAGCAUUUACUGCAGAAGGAGAUCUCAUCCAGUGCCCAGCAACUGCCAUGCUCCAGAGCUUUAAAGGAAGAGUUGUAGUGAUUGUAGGAAAUGCAGCAAAGAACACAGCUACUGUAAGUCUGUAGA